This is a messenger RNA of Austrofundulus limnaeus, 5031 nucleotides long. Its product is annotated as homeobox-containing protein 1. The record is from RefSeq and is a predicted model, not a curated record. Lineage: Eukaryota; Metazoa; Chordata; Actinopteri; Cyprinodontiformes; Rivulidae. Gene Ontology annotation, cellular component: nucleus. Gene Ontology annotation, biological process: positive regulation of DNA-templated transcription. The coding region runs from base 972 to 2516 and encodes 514 amino acids. The transcript is spliced from 10 exons. Gene Ontology annotation, molecular function: double-stranded telomeric DNA binding.
UACCAUCUGUGAGGGGCUCCCAAACUGAGACAGACUUUAUUAUUUUACUUUUUUUUUUUUUCAGCGCAGCUGAACGACAGUAUGCCCCUGUAUCGUUCGUCACUUCAACCUCCAGCCUGGACACUUCUGGAGUUACGGUGUUGAACAGAACAGGGUGGACCGCCGCUUUCUCUCCAGUUUGAAGUGUCAGGUCCGUUCAGGUAGCGGCUGCUGGCUCUGCACAGCAGCGGAGGUAAGAGAGGAGCUUCGCGGCGGGACUGUCCCGGAGCUGGCCUCUCCAGCUAACUUGGCUAACUUAGCUAGCUAGCGAGCUAAGUCAUUAGGAGCGGUGUGUGUGCAAGCUACACAAUAAUGCGAUAAAUGCUUGUUCGCAGUCACGUAAACCCAGAAAAACUCUGUGAUUUGACUUAUUUUAAAUGUCUUUAUUACAGCACUAAGUUUAAAUUUUUUUUUAUCAAGUAGUUAGCAGAGUCGGAGCAGGCAAGUUAGCAUGAUUGUUUACAGCAGGUGCUGUUUCCUGUGUCCUUUCAAAGUAAAAGCAUACCUUAGCCUUGAUUGGUUUAGAAGUCUAGCAGACGAAGCUUUGAUUCUAUAAAUUAUUUACAAACGUGUUGCAAAUCUAUUAUUAUUCUAAUUAGCAUUACCAUUAUACCAAAAUCCCGAAUGCAGCUCAUCACGAUAUGUUUUUUAUUUUGAAGUCUGCGUGCAUAAUUUUUUUCUUCUUUAAAACCUCGAGCUGUCUAGAGCAACUAGAGGUUAUUCGUUUUCAGGGACCCAGCAGCCAGAGUUCAAGUCGCUAGCUUUACAGCUGCUAGCCAACACACACACACACACAAGCCUCCUGAAGCGAGUCAUCUGCUGUUGACGGGUUGCCAGCAUGCUAAUAGGGACAGUUUAACCGCAGCACACUGCAGUCAGUCAGCCUCCUGUCCGACUCCGUAGGUCCAGCCGAGCCGAACUCCGCCGAAGCCAUGCGACAGUGGUGUGUCCCCGCUGCGACCCCACGGGCUGAACCGCUCCCGGGGCGCCUGUCCGUGUCCCCCCCUUCCUCAGAUCCGCGAGUGGAGUGCUGCGAAGCAGAGCCGCGCUACACCAUCGAGCAGAUCGACCUCCUGCAGCGCCUUCGUCUCUCGGGCAUGACCAAACCGCAGAUCAUCCACGCCCUGGAGUCCCUGGAGAGGCUGGACCCGGACCACCGCCCGUCGCUCUGCGACUCACACCCCAACCCGGCCACCGCUGCCCAGGCCCCGGCCCCGUCCUCGUCCUCGUCGUCUUCCUUCUCCUCGCUCUCCCUGGCCUCCGCCACCACGCAGACCUCCGGCCUGGACGGCGCCGCGCUGUCCCCGAGCAACAGCUGCGAGGCCUCACCUCCGCCCCUCUGCACGCCCACUGUGGUGGUUCAGCGGUCAUUCAGCUACGACAUGAUGGGGGAUGAGGACUGGGACCUUGAGGAGAAAGUGGAGGAGUACAUGAGGAGAGACAGCAACCUGGUGAAGGAGGAGAUUAAAACUUUCCUCAACAAUCGCAGGAUCUCUCAGGCAAUCGUGGGCCAAGUCACAGGCAUCAGCCAGAGCUACAUCUCCCAGUGGCUGCUGCAGCAGGGCCUGGAGAUGAGUGACUCCAAACGCAGAGCCUUUUAUCGCUGGUAUUUGCUGGAGAGGAACAAUCCAGGGCUGAGGUGGAGUGAAAGCCAGCACAGUGUGAGCCCCGUGCCCAGGGCCAGGGAGGGGGACAGAGACAGGACGGUAGCCGGGACAGUCGGCUGCCUCCCCAGGAUCUUCCCCAACCCCAACACCACCCUCCACCCCGGCCAUCACUCAUCAUGGAGCAGGCAGAGAGAGCUGCUGAUGCACCUGCUGCCGUGGUACACGGCUGCUGCAGCGGCGGCAGCAGCCGCCCAGGUCCAGCCAGGUGCCACCUUGUCAAUGCGCUCGUUGGUGAAGGAGGAACCUGACUGGAGGACAGGGAUCAUAGCUGGGGACCGCCCAGGGAUAGUGGGUGGUCCUCUGAGGCUGCGACGAGGAAGCAGGUUUACCUGGAGGAAGGAGUGCCAGUCAAUUAUGGAGAGUUUCUUCAUGGAGAAUCAGUACCCAGAUGAGGCAAAGCGGGAGGAGAUUGCCAACGCCUGUAACUCUGUCAUCCAGAAGCCAGGCUGUAAACUGUCAGAGUUUGAGCGCGUGACGGCUCUGAAGGUGUACAACUGGUUCGCCAACCGUCGGAAAGAGAUGAAGAGACGAGCAAAUAUAGCAGAAGCCGCCAUCUUGGAAAGCCAUGGAAUCGAGGUGCCAAGUCCGAGUUGCCACUCCAACGGCGAGGAAGCAGAGAUGCAAGAGUUUGCUGAUCAGGUGAAUCAUCGAUUCUCUGAGCAGGAGGACACAUCUUCCCAGAGGGUUCUUGACCAACAAGAUCCCUCCUCAAUGGCCACUGUGGAGGUGUUGGCCCCGCCAAGUCCCAGCUCUCAGGUUAUGGAACAGAAAGAUGAUGAUUCAAAAAAAGAGUCCAUGGAUGAAGAGUGACUAAAGCCAGCAUUUUUUUUUCAGUCAGCAUAAUUUGAUUUUGAAUCAAAUGAAAUAGGACAAGAAUAAAUGCCUCUUGCUUCACCCAUGUAGGACCUUUUGGGCCCGUGACACCCAGAGCGCUAGUGGAAGAGGGUGUUGAAGCUGACUGAGGUGCCUCAGACGGUGAGGAGGGCACUGUAUUUAUCAACUGUAAUCCUGCUUAUAUUAAUGGCAAUAUACAGUGUAUGUAUAAAUAUAUAGGGUAUAAGGUAUAUAGAGUACAUCAAUAUAUAGUGCAUUCCAAGAUGGUAUUAAAACGCCUAAAUUCUUCAGAGGAAAGGUUAUGUAAAAAAAAAUACCUCACCACUUUAAGCUAAGCUUUUUCUGUUAACUUUGCCACACAACUUGUUUUGUUGUUUUUUAAGAGUGCGCUGCCUGGUGACAUGAAUGUGCUGAGCCUGCAGGUCAGGUAUGAUUGGGUGUGAGGUAAAGUGUGGUCUCAUUUGGUGAGGGGGCAGGAAGUCCUCUUCUUGUUUUAAUGUCUUUCACUCCACCUGGACUGUGAGACGAUCGAUUGGUUGCCAUCCUAUCCGUUAAAGCCCUGAGGAACAACUCAAAUCUCAGGUAAUCCCAAAAAAAACCAAGACGGUGAUGAAUGGCACCAAGUUUGUCUCAACACUUGCUUUAUGUUCUUUGUCUUUAAAGAUCGCCAAAUGUUUAUAUCUUUCUUAUUAUAUCCAAACAUGCCUAGAAGAAAUUGCUAGUUUAUUUCUUUAUAUUCAGUGAUGCUUUUUAGUUACUUUCAUGUCCUAAAACUCAGCCAGGGAAGCUCGACGAGUAACACAAAGUGUGCUCUUUAAAAAGAAAAAAAAGAAAAAAUGAUAAGAAAUUGUUUGUUGUGUCCAGAAAUGAUACAAGCAUUGUUUUUAAGGCCUCUUGCAGUUUGUAUGACGAUCCCGCUAUGACGUAAAAAUUAGCCAAAACAUGAUGGUUUUAACAAAGGAGUGUAUUAGGAAUGCAUUUGGCCCAUUCUGUUCAGUAGAGUGUGAUUGGUGGCUUUAAGCAUGUGCAAUGUCUCCAUUAGAGGUUUAUGAAGCAGCUGUACACUGGAUUCUUUGGGUUCCAAUUCCCAACAAUGACAGGGGGUUAACAAUGGUGUCCAUAUUCUUAGUUGAUUGAUAUUAUUUAAAUGAAAUUUUUCCGGUUAUGGAUGGGUCAUGAGUGCAAGAAAUCUAGAAGGGAGAUCUAGAAAUCUCUCUUCCCAGAGACACUUUUCACAGUUCCCCUUUGAAGAUUCUAUUUAGUGUUCCCAGGUAAGAGUGUAUACAAAUUCCUUCAGUGAGUUCUGGGUCUGUCCUGGCGUCUCCUUCCACCAGGAUAUAUCCAAAAAGGGGGCGUUAGGAAUGAUCUUAAUCUAAUGCCUGAACCCAGGCUCAUUUGAGCCCUUUCCAUGCAAGGAAGGCCCUGAUGCAUAGAUCCAUAGCAGAUUCUGUCCCCUCUUCAGUGACAAUCAAGACUCCCAGAUCCAUGGACUCCUGCUGGAUGCAGAGACUCACCUCUUGGCCUGGAGGUAGACUUCCAUCACUAGGGAAAAUUUGAAUAUUGAGAAGGAUGACAUUACAAAUUAGAAAAUGUGUAGGAACCCUGCUGGUCCAAAAGAGUUGUGCCAGGGUAUGUGUCAUGAGGAUGCCAAAAGUUUUGGAAAAAAAAGUCUUUAGUUGCAUCAUAAUCAUCGUCACUUCGAAGGGGAUUUUGCUAAUUUGUCUCCCAUCUAUCCUCACUCUGUAAGGCCGUGUGGAUCUUUAGUGGAGUAGCGGGGUCGUCAUCCAGUGUGAAGAGGGCUUAACAGAGAAAACGCUAACGCCUCGUUGAAAUUUGCUUAAAUAAGUGAAUUUCACUCUUAAGUGUAUUAACCCAUAUUAUUAAAAAUAAACCCCUUACUGGGUGUUUUUUGUUCAAAUAGCAAAAUAUUGUUUUUCAAACUUUGGAUUGAAAAUUUGCUCUACUUUUUGCAUUGUAUAGAUGAUACUGAUUGGCCAAAGGCCUCAGGAGUUACCUCCAUAGUGUUCAUAUAAUGAACAGAAAUGCUUGUUCCCAAAUGGCCCCCAGCAGGGUGCCACCAUGUUGCCUCCUAAUGCCAAAGCUGUGCCAAGAAGAGCCGCAGGGCAAUCUGUGCUUACAGGAACAGGAAGUGACAGACAGUUCGUAUGUUUGUUUGCUCAGUACAACACUAGCCACCUCUAGCUUACCUCAGAACAACUAUGUGUCAUGAAUGAUCUACAGACCAUAACUGUCAGGAAACAAUGACGGCAGCUGGUAUUGUGACUCGCUGAUACAGACAGUGUGAUGUAGCAGUUAUGGCAGCAGGUUUUGCCCUGUCUUGGUAGUGUGCACUUACCUCAAACACUUCUUUUGUCUGGCUUUGGACAGGAAUCCCCAAAGCUGCUGCAGUUUCUUAUUAUUCCGCUCCUCUCUACCUGCUUUUAUCUGACAAGGGAAAACAGUAACAAUAAUAAAAGUGUACACAAUCUUU